UCGGUGCCUCGAUUCACAGUGACCAAUCAAUCAUUGAUGUAAACAUUACAAAUUUAUUUCAGGACCCAUCACUGAAUCUCGGAAUUAAGAUCAAUUUGGACAAUUUUAGCAAACAUGUCCUUUCUGCAUGACCUGAUCGAUUUGGAUGAUUGGAAUCUAUGGAUGACAAUUGUUUGCAUGGCAUUGAGCCCAACUUGGUGGUUCGUUUCUGCGAGGUUUGAAUAUCAUACAAGAUACAUUACUAAGCUCUUUGGAAACAAAUACACAGCAUGUUACGUAACUGGAGUCAUUACCCUGGCUUUAGAUUGCAUACGAGACUGGAGGUAUCACAUACUAAUGGCAGAGCAGCCAAAAUGGGCAGUAUUACAGAAUGACACGGUCGAAGCAAUAGGAAAUGGCUUGACAAUUUUUGGUCUCGUAAUGGUACUUUCAACAUGGUAUCAAAUGGGUUACACUGGUAUACUUUAUGGUGAUUAUUUUGAUAUUUUGAAGAAUGAGAGAGUAACAGGCUUCCCAUACAAUGUCUUCAACGAUCCACAGUAUCUUGCGUUCAACAUUGUAACAUUUGGAACGUCAGUGAGCCAUGGAAGUUUCAUUGGUCUACUACUGAGUAUAUACCAUGUCUUUCUCAUGAAGACAAUUGCUUGGCUUGAAGAUCCCUUUACAAGCAUGAUAUAUGAAAAGAGAGCAAAACAAGAAUCGCUGAAAUCAGAUGCAAAUGGACAUUCGAAUGGAGUAGGAAGUAAAUCAUCAAGUGUACACAAAAGCAAAUCAAAAAGAAAUGCUCACUCGAAUGGCACAAAUGGUGUAUCAAAUGGCGCUAUUAAGAACAGGAAGGGCUGAACAUUUAAGGAAGAUAUUGUUGUGAAGUAACGAUGUUUGAGGGACAAUACAUUCCAGAUGUAAUAUCAUUAAAAAUGUUAAAUUACACAAUCAGUUAAAUGUGGGUGUAUAUAAAAUGAGUGAUGUAAUAGGUCACCUUGUAUUUGAUGAAAUAGUCGAUUUAUCACAUCUGUAUGAUUUUUUCAUUUUAAUGACCCAAUCACUUCAACUGAUGCCAGGAAGCUAAAAUAUGUAUCGCUUUAUAUAUGUAUAUUUUAAUGACAUAUUGCUAUUGUUUGGUCAAUUUGGUUACGCUGAACGUGUUACAAUAGAGAGGUUUCGCACAACGGGUUA
This is a messenger RNA of Owenia fusiformis, 1176 nucleotides long. The record is from the annotation of a GenBank genome assembly. Lineage: Eukaryota; Metazoa; Annelida; Polychaeta; Sabellida; Oweniidae.